This is a messenger RNA of Lepisosteus oculatus (spotted gar), 2020 nucleotides long. It is a transcript of the gene lhx9, whose product is annotated as LIM homeobox 9. The record is from RefSeq and is a predicted model, not a curated record. Gene Ontology annotation, biological process: neuron differentiation; regulation of transcription by RNA polymerase II. Gene Ontology annotation, cellular component: nucleus. Gene Ontology annotation, molecular function: DNA-binding transcription factor activity, RNA polymerase II-specific; RNA polymerase II transcription regulatory region sequence-specific DNA binding. Lineage: Eukaryota; Metazoa; Chordata; Actinopteri; Semionotiformes; Lepisosteidae.
GCUCUGUUCACAAAUAGGACACAGCUCUCAAAUUCAGGCAGUCCCAAUCUGACCUUCAAGCUCUUGGAACCCUAAAGGAAAUAAGGGACUGCAGAAAACAAAAACAUCAACAUUUGUUAUUUCUGCUUGCCGCCAGCUCUAACUUUGGUUGCCUUAUUAUCUGGACUACACUUUGUGCAAGCCGUUAUCAAAGACUGGGAAGUGAGUCACUGCUGCGGUCUUUUCUUUUCCCAAUCUUUUAAUAACCGUUUGAGUUGUACUUGCAAGAAAGUGAAGCUUAGCACCUGUGUGAAUCUUUUGCUGUAGAUAUUUUCGGAUGAUCUGAGACUCUGGGGGUUGUAUAUGGAAGUUGUGGGGUGCAAGGCAGAAGAAAACACUUACACAUUCCGAUCAUCAGCCAUGCUUUUCCACGGAAUCUCCGGGGAUCACAUUCAAGGAAUCAUGGAGGAGAUGGAAAGGAGAUCUAAAACUGAGUCUCGUCUGGCCAAAGGCGUUCAAAUGAACGGAAGGGAGACGAGUAUGCCCUCCAUGAGUCCGGAGAAGCCUGCCUUGUGCGCUGGUUGUGGCGGCAAAAUCUCGGACAGAUACUAUUUACUCGCAGUGGACAAGCAGUGGCACCUGAGGUGUCUUAAAUGCUGUGAAUGUAAACUCGCUCUUGAAUCAGAACUCACCUGUUUCGCAAAGGAUGGCAGCAUUUACUGCAAAGAGGAUUACUACAGAAGGUUCUCCGUGCAGAGAUGUGCCCGCUGCCACCUUGGUAUCUCGGCUUCGGAAAUGGUGAUGCGCGCCAGGGACUCGGUCUAUCACUUGAGCUGCUUCACGUGUACAACUUGCAACAAGACCCUAACCACGGGAGACCAUUUUGGUAUGAAAGACAGCCUCGUGUACUGCAGGGUCCACUUCGAAACCCUUCUACAGGGAGAAUACCACCCCCAGUUAAACUACACCGAAUUAGCUGCCAAAAGUGGGGGGUUGGCAUUGCCUUACUUCAACGGCACUGGUACGGUCCAGAAGGGGAGGCCUCGGAAGAGAAAGAAUCCAGCGAUAGGUGUAGACAUUGCCAGUUACAACUCAGGUUGUAAUGAAAAUGAUGCAGAUCACUUGGACCGGGACCAGCAGUCUUACCCUCCCUCUCAGAAGACCAAGCGUAUGCGUACGUCUUUCAAACAUCACCAGCUCCGCACCAUGAAGUCAUACUUUGCUAUCAACCACAACCCUGAUGCUAAAGACCUAAAGCAGCUUGCUCAGAAAACUGGGCUUACCAAAAGAGUUCUCCAGGGAGAACAAAUCUUGGGGCAUUACAGCCACACUUCCCGACGUUUGAAAAUUCCCUAAAGUAUAAAAAGAAGGGGGAAAACUUUGAUCGGAAUUCCUCACCAUUGAAGACAAAGACAAUAUUAGGAUACGAUAAUUGCAUAUUUAAAAUCUUUGAGCCAAAAAUGUAAAACAGACUUUAAAACCAUUUCCUGAAUGUUUGAACCUACGGAGGACAACCACUGUAUUUGAGCUGUUAUCAUAUAACUGUAAAAACAAGACAUCACAUUUUUCUUUGUAUUGGAAUGAAAUUCACAUCAUUGGAAACAUUGUAUAAAUAUAUAUAUAUUUAACAGAGCAACCUGUUUUUUUCCAGCUGGGGUAACUGCCUGAUUCAAAAGCAAAUAUUCAAUAAUAAAAAAGAAAACAAAAACAAAAUAAUAUUCUGACAUGAAUACUUGUAUAAAGCCAGACACAUCUAUUCCAUCAGCUUGCUGAAAGUAUUUGUCAUAAAUGUCAUUUUUGUAAAACAUGCCUCCUUGAAAUUUAGUGGCAGAAUGUCCUUCACACAUGAGCUGAACAAGAAGACUGCAGAGAUUGUGCUUUGGCAUCCGGCUGUAGUAAAAAAAAAAGUUAAAUAGAUAAAGAAGACUCACAUUUUGCAUGCACUUUUACAUCUUGUUAACAUUUCCUAAGAUGUGUACAUUUCUGUUUGAUGCACUCUUUUUUGAUGUCAACUGUAAAAUAAACCUUAAAUUGAAAUUGC